Molecule: messenger RNA, 9757 nt
Organism: Capsicum annuum
Lineage: Eukaryota; Viridiplantae; Streptophyta; Magnoliopsida; Solanales; Solanaceae
Product: putative vacuolar protein sorting-associated protein 13A
Biological process (GO): protein targeting to vacuole; protein retention in Golgi apparatus
Cellular component (GO): extrinsic component of membrane
Source: RefSeq, a predicted model, not a curated record
UUGCACAUUCAGAAGAGAAAGCCGCCUAGCAAAUUCACCCCCACGUGGUCACUGACUGAUGCGACAGCAAAAUCCUUCGCUUGGCUCGAUCAGGACGUGGCAGAGGUCUUCUCUUUCCCUAUUCCGGUAACUACAGCUCCUGUUCCGGUGGAUGAGGCGGCAAGUACAUCUUCUAAAAUUGAAAUUUCAAACUAAAUUGAUUGUGGGCUAAGGGAGGACUUUGAGGCCUGCAGUGAUUUUGUAUCACGUCGGAGUUAGGGCUUUGGUUGAAGGGAUCGUUGAUGACAGCAACAAGGCAUCAUCUCAGAGGAUGGGAGUCAUCGGCAUCAUUGUUUUGACUCGAAUCUAGCCAACUCGGCAACUUGGUUGUACCGGAGUAUGUUCUCAGCUGUAGGGAGUUCCAAUUGUAAGGCCCAAAAUCCUUGUCGCAGUGGAGUGUCUAGGAUUUUCCUUGCGUGUUUCCACGAUGUUUGAAGGCCUGGUUAGGCAACUGAUAUUGGGUUAUUUAGGCCGAUAUAUCAAGGAUAUUCAAAAGGAGAAGCUGAAAAUCACCUUAUGGAAUGAAGAAGUAUUAUUUGAAGAUGUGGAGCUUAUACUCGAGGCUUUUGAUUAUCUUCAGUUGCCAUUUGCUUUGAAGCAAGGUCGUGUUGGCAAGUUGAGUAUUAAAAUUCCAUGGAAAAAGCUUGGCUGGGAUCCUGUCAUAAUCAGUUUAGAGGAUGUAUUAGUAUGUGCAUCUCAGCGAGAUGACAAAGAGUGGAGGAUGGAUGAAGUUGAGAGAAGAGAAUUUGCUGGGAAGAAGGCCAAACUUGCUGCUGCAGAACUUGCAAAAUUAUCAAGACGUGUAUGUGAUAGUCGGGCUGGAAACUCAUUUACUUCAUACAUUACGGCAAAGAUCCUUGACAGCAUUCAGUUGUCCAUCAGAAAUGUUCAUGUUCUUUAUCGUGAUAUGCUGACAUAUUCGGCAGUAACCGUGUUUGGUCUGAAGCUGUCAAGUUUGACAAUUACGAGGCAACUAGUUAGUGGGAAACUGAGAGAUGGGAGUGUCAACAAACUUGUUGAAGUUAAAGGAUUGGAGCUCUAUUGUAAUCCCUUCCAAAGUAGUCAUGAGGUGAUGAGAGACGAUGCAGUGGAUUCUAACAGUCAGGGCAGAGAAUUAGAAGCAAAUAAUGACAGAUGUAUUUUGGUCCCGCUAGAUGUAUCUUUGUCUCUUUCGGUGAACCGUUUAGGAAGGCUUGAGAGAGAUGUUCCUCAAUACUUCAUAAGUGUAGAGUCGAAUAAUGUGGUUGUUUCACUGGAUGAGAUUCAAAUACAACAAAUCUUGAGCAUUUGUGAUUAUUUUCUGACAUGUCAAUUGAGAGAGAAGUAUGGACGAUUUCGUCCUUGGUGGAGUCCUUUAGGUAAAAAGAUUAAAGGCUGGCAAAUAGCAUGGUGGAAGUAUGCACAACAAUCUGUUUUACUGGAUGUUCAACAGAGGUUGAGGAGAACUUCUUGGAAGUACCUCGGAGAGAGGCUAAAUUGCCGCCGGAAAUAUGUGAACUUGUACAAGAUAAAACUGAAAUGCCUUCGACAAGAUCAGGUGAUUGAUGUGGAUGUUCUUCAAAUGCUUGAGGAAAUAGAGAAAAAAUCUGAAGUGAAUGACAUCCUAAAUUACAGGUCUACAGCUGAACGUGAGUUACAGGAUAUUUUGUUGAAUUCAUCUUCGAGUAAUGUAAUCAACAUUGUCAAUAAUGUUAAACCUCUGGACGAUGAGCAAAUAUCCAGCAAGCCUCGUGGAUGGUUAAAUUGGCUAUCGCGCGGUAUGCUUGGUGCUGGAGGAACUGAUGAUUCUAGCCAAUUUUCUGGUUUGAUUUCUGAUGAUGUGGUCAAGGAUAUAUAUGAAGCUACAAAGUUCCAGCCUGUUCUAUCACCAAAUGAUGAUGCUCCUGCAGACAAUCAAAUCUAUUUCUCUUCAUUGCAGUUCCACAUCAAACAAGUUUCUGCUAAUAUACGGUGCAUGAAGCUGGGUUAUGCCAUUGCCAAUAUGGUACUUGAAGGGAUUUCUGUUGGGUGUGAGACGUGGGAGGAGGCCUCUAUUGUCAUUGCUGAAAUAAACUCGGCCCAGAUGCUUAAUCCAAUCAACAAACAAGUUGUUUUACGAACAAGGGUAAAUUCUGAUGGAGGCAAACCCAAAAUUCAAAAACCUUCUCUAAGUUUCCAACUUGACAUGUCACGUCUAAAACAAGAUGCUUCUUUAUCUGUAAAGGCCUCUGUUCAGCCACUUCACAUAACGUGUGAUUUAGAAUGUUUCAAGAAUAUUACGAGUCUUUCAUCCCUUUUGGAAAAGUCUUGUUCUCUGCAAGACAGGAUUCUGUCAUCCAUCAACAGAAUUCAAAAUAUGAAUGCACGACUUCGGACUAAAAUUGAGCACGUCUUAUCAAAUCGCAAGACUGUUACUUGGAAUGUCCAUAUAUUGGGUAUUACCAUGCUUGUUCCUAGUGGAAAUGCAAAUUCUGACAAGCCGAAAAUGGUACUGGAAGCAGGGGAGUUAACCUUUGGAUCAAAAGGUGACGUAGAUACUUUAUUAGCAUCGCCUCAUUGCAGUAGUAAUAUUGUCUUGGAUUGUCAGCUUCAAGAUCUCUAUGAUCACUUCGAGAUUAACAUUAGUGAUCUUGAGGUAAAACUUUUGACAUCAAAUUCCUCUAGAACAGUCCCCCUUCUGGAGAAAGUUAGUAUCAAUAUCAACUUGACGUUGUGCAUUAUUGCUGAUGAGUCAGAGUUGAAAAAUUAUGAGGUUGACAUAGAGGUUUCAUCGGUUCUUGCUCACUUUUCCCCGUCUCUAUACGGGGCAAUUAUGGAACUAAUUGCGGAUUUUGAUAUUUUGCGUUUAUCAUCAGACUCCUUACCCCCAACUACAGUUAAUGGAAGUGUGGUAUCUGCUUUUUUUUGGUUCUCCAUUGCUGCAAAUGUGAAAUCGAUUGGUUUCUUGAUUGACUUUGAAAGUGAUGUAGAAAAUGUGUGCAGUCUCAUGCUUUUGCUUCAGAUAUUAAAUAUUCGUUGCAGGUUUGAUGGGAGAGAGUCCUUGGAGGGAAGGGCCUCGGUGAAGGAAAUAAACAUCCAUGAUUAUGGUGGUAAAAGUGAAGGGAAAAGCCUUAUCUUUUGCUCAUCUCAGAGCUUGUCUGGAUCUGAUAAUGUCAGAAGCGGUCCUCAAAGUGGGUAUUCUGAUAAGAGAAAUAGUACCAAUGGUCUGUGCCUUCUGUUCCAUCAGAAAACCUGUGGGAAUUCAGGAUUCAUUGGUCAUAAAUGUAAAUUAAGUUUAAGUGGUCUUGAUAUUCACUGCCACCAUUUUCUGAUUGGAGUUUUGGUAGGAUUUAUUGAUAAAUUAUCUGAUAUCAAAUCUUCUCUUCAAGUUGCAAACAACCCUGUAGUGAAUGGCAAGAAUUGUGUUCCUACUUUUGUUUCCUUGCUUCAAAAUUCUGGUGUUACCAAAUUCAUUGAAACCUCCUUCUCUGAAUGGGCAACCGUUUCAUUGGAUCAGUUUCCUUUCAUCACCCUUAAAGAUACUGGUUCUUUUCUUAAUCUUGGAGGUUUCUCAAACAGUGAUACCCCCGAGUGGAGGAAGGGUCUCAAUUUAAGAGACUGGAAGGACAGAAAUCCCAAGGACGAUAUAGAUGAUAGAUCUAACGGUCUGCUCCCAUUUUCAGUUAAUUCUUCUUUUCAAGUUUAUGAUGCUAAAAAGGUGUAUUUCAUUGACUUGGAGCUCAGCAGCUGUAAAGUUCAUUUUCAUAAAUCCUCUUACAUAAUCGCAACUCUUCUGUUUCCAAAUGUCAAGUCUGCAUUGUGUAUUUGCGACGACUAUCUGGAUGUACUUUGCUCUAGUGAGGGGUUGGUACUUUCUUCUUUACAAUGGACUCAAAUGAUGCAGGAUUUCCUUUGGGGUCCCUUGAAGUCCACUUCCCCUCCAACUUUAAAGUUGCGUGUCACGAAAGAAAGUGUAAAGUCACCGUUGAAAAUGAGUUUCAGUAUCCAGAACGUGUCUUGUGUUUUACUGCCCGAGUUCCUUGCAGUAAUUAUUGGUUAUUUCACCUUACCUGAUUUGAGCUCUAGUCCAGGUGGGUUGCCUAUUACAGAAAGCUCCGACUCUAAUACUUCAAAAGGUAAUGUAUGCACUUCAUUUUUGUUUGAGGUACUGGACUGCAACUUAUUUGUACCGACGGGGAGCAGUGUAUCUCAAUUUCUGAAGCUUGAUAUACAACAGCUGUAUGCUAGUUUCACACAAAAUGGUGAAACAAAGUUUGUGCUGAAAGAUAUUCCUAUGGAGUGCUUGGUUACAGAAGAUGAAAUUGCUCACAGAAAUGAUUGCUUAAACUUAUUUGGCUAUGACUUAUCCCUAUCGUUGAUGCUAUUGGUAGAAGAAGCAGCUAAUUUAUCAGGUUCUUUUCAUGGCCCCACUUGGACUAAUAUCAUCUUGAUUGCGCUGUUUAGUGCUGAUGUAUGGGUGAGAUUACCAUCUCAAUGUGAAUGUUGUGAUGUCAUAUCCUGUUAUCCAAGUUGCAUUAUGACAAUAGUCAAGGAUUGUCAACUCAUUGCUGAAGGUGCAUCACUCGUGAUUGGAUAUGAAGCAAUGAUGGACGCCAUAGAUCAGUUUUCAUUGGUUUCUAAACAAGCCGAGGCAUUCAAAUCUGAUACCUUACAGUAUUUUCUACACAGAGAUGGAAAAGGAGAACAAGACGAUUCUCCACCUCAAGGCUCUCCUGAAAAUUUCAUGACAAUCCGAGCAUCUAUGAGGUCAAUGUCCAUAAAAUUGCGACAACAGAAAGGAGAAUCAAUUGCAUCUGAUCUCGUUGCAGAGGCUAAUAUGCAGUUCCUUUGUUCCGCCUCUUUAAAAAAUGAUGAGCUCUUAAGGCUGAAGAUCUCCUUCUCUUAUCUACAGAUAUACUCGCCUCUUAACUCUGUUUUGCUUGCUGAAUGCUGUUCUAACUCUGGCUCACCAGUUUUUGUGAUAUCCUUUUCAUUGUCUGAUCAGACUGAAAAUAUGCUUUCUGUUACUCUAUUUUUGCUAGAUGUUUGGAUACAUUUGUCUGACUGGAGUGCUAUCAUCAAUAUACUCCAGUCUUCCUCCACAAAACAACCCAAGACCAAUAUGGCAUAUGACCCUGAGGAUCCAUGUCCUAAUAUUUUAUCUACUGAUGUAAAUGUGAGGCAUGAUUCUAGAGUUCACUCUUUUGAAUUGGAAACUAUUGGUCUCCGAAUCCAUGUUCCUGCUUGGGUUAGAAAAGAUGCUUCUAACAUAUCAGAGUUGAAGCAGGGCGACAAGCACAUGAAUGAUUUACGGAACACGAUUUAUGGAAAUCGACAUGGCUUUUUCACUGUUGGCUUUCAAGCUAGGAAUAGUAAAUUGUGUUUCCUGGGUACCAUUAUGAGACUGAAACUUGAUCUAGAUAAAACCUGGGGUACAGUGGAGCUAGUAAAGGAUGUUAACACACGCUCAUGGCCCCUGUUUGAACUAUUUCAAGUGAACCUUGAUGCUGCCAUAUGCACAAGUUGCAGUGAGCAUAUACAUGGGAAGGUGGAUCUUCAGUGUCAAUGUCUGGAUGUGUGGCUGUCAGAUCACAUUCUUUAUUUCUGUCAAUUUGUGGAUUUUGAAGGUCCAGCAGCUGGGCCUUCUCAAUUUAGUUUCAGUCAAGUGAACUUUGAUGUCCAUCUUAGAAAGUUCUCUCUUCUUUUGGCUGAUGGAAAGUGGAGUUCAAGUGGACCAUUGCUGGAGUUACUCAUGACAAACUUGCUGCUUCACUCAACUGUAACUGGAAAUGAAAUGGAGGGUUUGGUGAAGUGUGAAGUCGAAGUGAACUAUAAUAACAUUGACAUGGUUUCAUGGGAGCCUUUCCUAGAGCCCUGGGAAAUCCAGCUAAGCAUAAGAAGGAAUGAUGACCGUUCCCUUCUGAGUAGUGACAUUACUAGCAAUCUUCAUAUCAAAUCGACAACUCAACUUAACUUGAAUCUUACUGAGUCCCUUAUUGAGGUUGUUUCUAGGACAAUCGAGAUGAUUAAAAAUGCAGGGGAUCUGGCGCAGAUGACUGGUCAUUCCGAAAUCGCAUCAUUCUUAAAUUCUCAGGAAAGUGAAAAUCUGGAUACCGGUAGUUCUCCUCCUUAUAUACUGCAAAAUUUGACUUCGUUGCCUUUAGAAUUUCAUGUCUAUCAACAGCGGCAGAGUGGUUGUAGCUUAGAAGUAUCCUCCAUGAAUAGUAGAAAGUAUUUACAACCAGGAUCUUCUAUUCCAGUUUAUGUUAGUGAAAGUUUUGAGGAUCAAAUUUUACGCUAUAGGCCGGCCCAAUCCUGUGAUCAACUUGGUGAAAAAAAAUCAGUGGAGCCAUCACAUCAUUAUAUCAUUGUUCAACUCGAGGGAACGUUGCUUCCUUCUGUUCCUAUUUCAAUGGAUCUUGUUGGGCUUAGAUACUUUGAAGUCAAUUUUUCCAAAUCAUCAAGGAAGUCUGAUGUUGAUACAAGUAAGAAUAUUCCAAACAGUAGUAUGAAUGAUGGAAAGAACAGCAAAAUUGAAGAAAAAAGUGGCUUUAUCAUUCCUGUAGUGAUUGAUGUGUCCAUACAGAGGUACACGAAGAUGGUGCGGGUGUACUCAACAGUAAUAGUAUCAAAUGCAACUUCUGUGCCUCUUGAAGUACGGUUUGACAUUCCAUUUGGUGUUUCUCCCAAGGUUCUGGACCCCAUUUACCCUGGUCAACAGGUUCCUCUUCCAUUACAUUUGGCUGAAGCAGGCCGUGUGAGAUGGCGUCCUCUUGGUAAUUCUUACUUGUGGAGUGAAGCCCACAGUAUUCCAAAUAUUCUUUCAAAUGAAAAUAGAAUCAGCUUUUUGCGCUCCUUUGUCUGCUACCCAUCUCAUCCGAGCAGCGACCCUUUCCGCUGCUGCAUAUCUGUGCAUGAUUGGUGUUUACCGUCAGCUGUAUCACAAGAAAAAGGUCUUUCUUUGUCCAACAAUAUUCUAACUCAUCCCUUUAAACCUCAUAAUAAUGCAACUUACAUGGUUAAGCCCGAGAAGAGGAAUGUGCAUCAGUUAACUUUAAGCAGCCCAUUAGUAUUGAAGAACUAUCUUCCGGAGACGGUAUCUGUGACGAUAGAAAAUGCUGGUGUUUGUCAUACUGCACCUGUGUCAGAGGUUGAAACUUCUUUCUUCCAUGUUGAUUCUUUACAUGACCUCAUGAUAACUUUUGAGAUGCACGGAUAUAAACCUUCAGCUGUGAAAUUUCCACGUGCUGAAACAUUUGGCGAAAUAGCCAAGUUCAGUGGAACGAGGUUCUCUUUGUCAGAGACUAUUAUUUUUGACCCUCAAUCAUCAGAUGGUCCUCUGUGUGUUGCAAUUGAGAAGGUGAUGGAUGCAUUUUGUGGAGCUCGUGAAAUAUGCAUUUCGGUUCCAUUUUUGCUAUUCAAUUGCACUGGUUUCCCCCUUGUUGUGUCUGAAUCUGUUAAUUGGACAAAAGGCCCUUUUAGUGUUAUUACUUCUUGCUAUGAUGUUGACGAGCAGGACCUGGUUCUCCACAAGAAAGAUGGCCUGGGCAUUUUUUCUUCUAAUCAAUAUAUGGAAACAGCUGCAAAUACCAACAGUCUGCCGGUAGCUCCAUUGAACAAUUACCUUGUUUCAAAGUCGUAUGACAGUAAAUUCUCUCAGGCGGAAUCGAUUGAUUUUGAUAAUUCCACAAAUUUUCACCGGGGUUCACAGAAGCAUGAUAUACAUGCUUCAAAAGCAUCGCUUCACCGAAGUAGGUCCUAUAAAAGCAGUCAAUCCAGCUUAAAGUCCUGUGGGUUAACAGAAGGAGAUGCUUGGAAGGUCAAUUGCCGGAUGUAUUCACCUAACCCAAGUUCGUCUUCUAGUGAAAUUAUGGUGAGACUCUGUAGAUAUGUACCAAAUUCCCCAAAGGAUGACAUUCCUAAUGAUUCUUGGUCUAGUGCUUUUGCACUUGUGCCACCUACGGGUUCUAGCAGUGUAGCAGUCCCAAAACCAUCUAGGAAAUCUGGUUAUGUAAUUUCUGUUGGCGCUGUUGCAGCACCUUUUUUUGAUAGGACAAGAAUUAUUACCUUUCAGCCGAGAUACGUAAUCAGUAAUGCAUGCAAUAAGGACUUGCAUUACAAGCAGAAAGGAACAGAUGAUGUUUUCACAUUGGAAUCUGGAAGGCAUUCUCAUAUUCAGUGGACAGAUACAUCGAGGGAGUUGCUAGUCUCUAUUCAAUUUGCUGAACCUGGAUGGCAAUGGUCUGGUUGCUUCUUGCCAGAACAUCUUGGUGAUACUCAGGUUAAAAUGCGAAAUUUUCUCUCUGGUGCUGUGAACAUGAUAUGUGUGGAAGUUCAGACUGCUGAUGUCUCAAUUAGAGAUGAUAAAAUCGUUGGCAGCCCUCAUGGUCAGUCGGGAACUAACCUGGUUCUUGUGUCAGAAGAUGAUACUGGCUUCAUGCCAUACCGUAUUGACAAUUUUUCCCAGGAGCGGCUACGUGUUUAUCAACAAAAGUGUGAAACUUUUGAAACUAUGGUCCAUUCCUACACUUCUUGCCCUUAUGCAUGGGACGAACCCUGCUAUCCACAUCGUCUCACUAUUGAGGUUCCGGGUGAACGUGUUAUAGGAUCAUAUGCAAUAGAUGACGUAAAGGACUAUGCACCCGUAUACCUACCUGCCACUCCUGAGAAGCCUCAAAGAACUCUGAUUGUUUCUGUCCACUCUGAGGGGGCAGUCAAGAUUCUGAGCAUCAUCGAUUCCAGUUACCAUCUAUUGGGUGGUUUGAAGGGCUCGCACAUCUGUCAGUCUAAAAAUAGAAAAAAACAGACAGUGAAGCAUGAAAGUUCCGCUGACUGCAAAGAUAGAAUAUUGGUGGACAUUCCCUAUGUUGGCAUCUCUCUAAUAAGUUCUACGCCAGAGGAACUAUUUUUCGCUUGUGCAAAAGACAUUACAGUUGAUUUCACGCAGAGUGUAGAUCAACAGAGAUUCUCCUUGCAAAUCACAUCCUUGCAAAUUGAUAACCAGUUAGCAUGUACACCUUACCCUGUCAUCUUGUCUUUUGAUGUUGAUAAGGGUAUUACUAGUGAAAUGAGGGCAGAAUGUUCUUUGGAGAGCUCACGGGAACCAGUUCUUUCAUUGGUGGUGACAAAGUGGAAGAAUCGAUAUCUAUCACUUGUUUCCUUCGAGCACAUAAGUCUAAGAGUGGCAGAUUGUCAUCUUGAACUUGAUCAGGAUGUAAUCUUGAGUUUGUUUGAUUUCAUUAAAACUUUAUCUUCAAGGUUGCAGAGCAGAGUGUUACAGCACUCUAAUUCAACAGACCAUCCUCUUUCUGAUUGUGUUUCUAUAAUGAACACCUCUAAUUCCAUAGAUUGGGCACCCAUGAAAUCAAAUGUGAAUGAAUGCUACUCAGUUAAUAUUCCUGUGUUUCAAGAAAACACCAGUAGGACCUCUUUGCUACCUUUGAUAGUCCCUAUUGGAGCCCCCUGGCAACAGAUUCACCUUCUAGCCAAAAAGCAGAAGAAGAUUUAUGUUGAGUUGUUUGAUGUGGCACCGAUCAAGUUGACUUUAAGUUUCUCCAGCAGUCCCUGGUUGCUUCGAAAUGGAGUGCUUACGUCUGGAGAAUCUCUUAUACAUAGGGGUCUUAUGGCACUUGCUGAUAUUGAGGGAGCACAAAUUCACCUUAAACAAGUAAUCAUUUCACAUCAGCUGGCUAGCUGGGAAUCCAUUCGAGAGAUACUUAUUGAGCAUUACACACGACAAUUUCUUCAUGAGAUGUACAAG